Messenger RNA from Aspergillus glaucus CBS 516.65, 1290 nucleotides. RefSeq names its product aldo/keto reductase. The record is from RefSeq and is a predicted model, not a curated record. Lineage: Eukaryota; Fungi; Ascomycota; Eurotiomycetes; Eurotiales; Aspergillaceae. The transcript has a single exon. Bases 45 to 1181 code for a protein of 378 amino acids.
AUAGCAUCCAUAAUCAAUCGAUCUAUCAUCUACAAUACUGCACAAUGUCUCAACCCCUCCUCAGCCGCUACCGCCAACUCUCCCCGACGGCCUCCGUCCGGGUCUCCCCACUAUGCCUCGGGGCUAUGACCUUCGGCACUGCCAACAGCGAGCGCUACGGCGAAUGCAGCAAAGAAUCCGCUUUGGAAAUCCUAGACUACUUCUACAGCCAAGGCGGCAACUUCAUCGACACCGCCAACACUUACCGCGAAGAACAGUCGGAGAUCUGGCUGGGCGAAUGGCUCGCGUCGAGAAAGAACCGCGAUGAGAUGGUUAUUGCGACAAAGUAUACAACGGGGUACCAGAACCAUCAUAAGGGGAAGAUUCAGGCGAAUUAUGGUGGGAAUGGGACGAAGUCGAUGCGUGUUUCGGUGGAGGAUUCGCUGCGCAAGUUAAAGACGAAUUAUAUUGAUUUGUUUUAUGUGCAUUGGUGGGAUUAUACAGUUUCGAUUCCUGAGGUGAUGCAUAGCCUCAAUGAUCUUGUGACGUCGGGCAAGGUGCUAUAUUUAGGUAUUUCGGAUGCUCCGGCGUGGGUGGUUUCGAAAGCCAACCAGUACGCUCGCGACCACGGUUUGCGCCAGUUCGUCGUGUACCAAGGAAUGUGGAACGCUGCCAUGCGUGACUUUGAACGGGACAUCAUUCCCAUGUGCCGUGAUGAGGGAAUGGGUCUCUGCCCGUACGGUGUCCUGAACCAGGGUCAUUUCCAGACUGAGGAAGGAUUCAAGGAGCGCGAGAAGAAGAACGAUGGACGAAACUUUAUCCCUCUCUCCGAGCAUGAUCGGAAUGUUUCUCGUAUCUUGGAGGACGUGUCCAAGGCUAAGGGAGUCGAACUGCUUCAAGUUGCCCUGGCAUACGUUUUUCAGAAAACACCGUAUGUCUUCCCCAUCGUCGGUGCUCGGAAGGUCGACCAUAUCCGUGGUGUUGCGCCGGCAGCUGGAAUCUCGUUGUCAGAGGAAGAGGUGCAGAAGAUCGAGUCCGCUUACUCGUUCGAUCCCGGCUUCCCGCAUACUUUCCUCAGUGGUACAUUGUUCAGCGAUGGGCCUCCUAAGGGUGCUUAUGGCCCGGGCGAUGUGUGGUUGACCAAAGCUCUCGGAACAUUUGACUGGGUCGAGCCUUCGAAGCCGAUUACAUCGCAGAAAUAAACAUAAAAUAGUUUGUAUUGUAGAUAGCUAUUGAAGGAGAGGAGAGUCUUGUUUGAGCAAUAUACUAUCCGUCACGAAUGAAACCCAUAAUCCAGCAAUAGCAAUCACG